AUGCCCGAGAUGGAAGCUCAUCCAGUUCUUCCUAAGAUGAUUGGUGAAACGAUCACUGCACCCUCCCCGAACCUUCUGGACUCUACUCUUUAUCCCCGUCGUGAUUGGGUCGUCAUCGAAAAGCUGAGUGAGUAUCCACGCCCGGUUACCCCCAAAGAUUUUGACGAUGGAGUGGGCCCCGCAUACACCGCUGGAAAAUAUCUUUGUCGCCUUGCAGGUUCCAGAGACCACGGUAAGCUUGCCUUCAUGCACAUCUAUGAACAAAUUCCUCUAGUUGGGACUGAACUUGACAACUUGAGCGUUCGCAAGGCACAGGCCUCUCAGCCACGAGGCCACACGAGAACGACCUUGUCCCCGGCGGAUAUCAUCCACCUUAUAUGGGAAAAUGUCCGAGAAUAUUAUCCUCUUAAUAUUGAGGAGUUCUGGAGCCUUCCCUACAGCCGACGAGAAAGCAUCCGAUUUUUGCUAGUUCUCAACUCCCCAGCCUGGUACAAGUACCUUUCCAUCAAGGCGAAGGAUCUCAAGAGUGAACAAAAACAGUGGAAGUGGUGA
This is a messenger RNA of Penicillium robsamsonii, 552 nucleotides long. RefSeq lists its product as uncharacterized. The transcript is spliced from 2 exons. Lineage: Eukaryota; Fungi; Ascomycota; Eurotiomycetes; Eurotiales; Aspergillaceae. The record is from RefSeq and is a predicted model, not a curated record. Bases 1 to 552 code for a protein of 183 amino acids.